This is a messenger RNA of Alternaria metachromatica, 3147 nucleotides long. RefSeq lists its product as uncharacterized. The record is from RefSeq and is a predicted model, not a curated record. The transcript is spliced from 7 exons. Lineage: Eukaryota; Fungi; Ascomycota; Dothideomycetes; Pleosporales; Pleosporaceae. The coding region runs from base 1 to 3147 and encodes 1048 amino acids.
AUGUCGUCGCGACGCUACCCAACCGCUGAGCUCUAUGAGGAGCGAGAGCGCGACUUCUACCGCAAUGGAAACCGCAGCGAUCGCAACUACGAGGAGCUUGACCUCGAGCUGCGCCGCGGCACUGGCCCGGACCCCAGGCGCAGUGCCCCCGACUUCUUCCGCGAGGACUACAACCGCCCGACGGCUGGCCCCAUGGUUCUGAGGAGCCGCGAUGAGGACAACUAUUCGCGAGCAGGACCCCGCAGCAGCCGCGGCGGGUUCGACGACGAUGUGCGCUCUACCCGGAGCCGUCCCCCGCCUCCGCCCUCUGCUAUGCGGGGCAUGGAGCGGGACGACAUCAGUAUCCGUCACAGCGAGGCCCCGACGCGCCGCGGACGAGCAGACGACAUUGACGAGACGGACAUUACCAUCAAGCGCCGCGAGCAGUCUCGUGGCCCCCCAGAGCGCGACGACAUCAUCUUCCGCCGUGGCGAUGGCCCCCCUGUGAGAUCUGUCAGCCGACCCGCCCCGCGUCAGGUGGACGACGACGAUGUGCGCUUCAGGGGCCGCGGUGGAAACGACAUCGACUUCCACGCCUCUCGCAGCGAAGUUAGCCGCCACGGCAGGGACGUCUCUGCUGAACGAGGCUCUAUCCGCUUCCAGGAGCGUGACGGUAACUUCGAGCUCCGCGCAAACCGCCGAGAAUUCAGUCGCGAUGGCAGGGACACCAGCAGAGAGAGGAGCUCUUUGACGAUUAGAAACCGCGAGAGGAGUCUCCCUCCCCCAUCGCGCAACCGCGGCGAUCUGAUCGCUAGGGAGCGCGAGGAGUUUGUCAUCCGCCGUCCACGCGCAGAGUCUCCUCCUCAGAACAACCGCGAAGUCAUAAGAGACGAGAUCAUCAUCCGCCGCAAGGAGGAGCGAGCACCCACUCCUUCGCCCUCUCCAUCUCCGCCUCCUCCACCCCCAGCGCCAGCUCCUGAGCCAGAGAUCCGUCCCCCGAUCAUCCAGGAGAUCAUCACACAUCACCGACACAUCGACCAUGGUGUCGUCAGGGCCCGCACGCCAACACCGCCUCCCCCACCGGCGCCCCCGUCUCCUCCCCCUCCACUAAACGAGACCCUCGAGAUCGAGAUCAACCGACGAGAGAGCCACAGCCGUGGACGUGGAAGGAGCAACUUCGAGGAGCUCGAUAUUGAUAUCAACUUCAACCGCGACCAGGUACGUCACCGCGAGCGGUCGUUUAGCCCCCCAGGGCGUGUGCACACAGCCCCCAUGCCCGAUAUGGACUUUGAUUUGGAAGCCGAGUUCUACAACCGCAAAGCACUCGAGCGAGCCUACCCUGGUGAAGCUUGGAACGGAGUUACCAAAGACUGGUCCAUCAUCGACGUGCCACCCGGCACCAGUCGUGUGCGCAUGGAUGGCAUCGGUGGUGCUGCCCAAGAAAUCACCUGGCAGCGCUACAACGGCGUUCGCAGAUCAAAGUUCAUCAGCGGCGACGAUGAACAUACCACUGACAUUUACAACCAGGGAUCGGUGAAGCAAAAGAAGAAGGACAUGUGGACCGAAAUUACAAAGGACUUGGUCCUCCGCGAAGCUAUCGACUCGUGCGGCUACUCAUGCGAGGAGACCGACGACUUUUUCUACGUCAUGGAGUACCUGCGAUACGAGGAUGUUCUGCACCUCGUGGAGAUUUCUGACGAGAUCCGUCGUAAGCGCAAGAGCCGCAUUCGGGAAAUCGAGAUUGAGCGCAAGUCUAUCCACGACUCCCGCCCAGCCUCAGCCUACGACGACCGUUUCUACGAGCACGAAGUAUCGUUCGACAGCCGUCGCAGCCGAUACCUGUUCCCAGCGCUCAUAUCAUGCCAAAACACAACAACGAACGUCACUACCGCUUCGACCUUCUACCUCGAUCGAACAGAAACACAGUUUUCUAUCAACAUCGCAGAUGACUCGGACGAUGUCUUCAUCUACUACGCCAGCCCGGCGUAUUCAUGGGUCGGUGUUGGGUUUGGAGAGAAGAUGGAAGGGAGUCUGAUGUUCAUCAUGUACCCCAAUGAAAAGAGCGACAAUGUAACGAUAUCCACACGCAUCGGAUCCAAAGCCUCGGAACCAACCUUCAACUCCUCAGUCUCCCUUACCGUCCUCCCAGGAUCCAGAGUCGACGACGACAUGCUUAUCUUGAGAGCCCGCUGUGGCAACUGCCGCUCCUUUAUCGACACCGAAGCAACAGCUCAUCCCAUGAUCUACGCCUUCGGCCAUGGACAAAACCUGCAAUCCAACUCGCCCUCUGCAAACCUCAAACGCCACAUCCGCUACGGUCACUUCACCAUGGACAUGGCAACAGCGACUGGACCAGGCGGCGUGCCAGCAAAGAGCAACGCCUUGAACGGCGUCAGCAUGGUGGGCGACAUGACCCGAGACCACGACCGAGCGAACCUCGCACACGCAGUCAUCGGAUGCUUAGCGCUCUUCCUACUUUGGCCACUCAACGUGCUGCUCGUGGCCUUCUUCAAGAACAUCAAGAUACACGUUGUCUUCAGCGUACUCAUCAUGAUCUUCCUUCUCGUGAGUUAUGUGUUGGGAGGAGUUACCAGUGCACAGUACAACCGCUCGAAAGCUUUCAACACCCCGCACCAAAUCAUCGCCUUUAUAUCACUGCUCCCCCUCCUUCUGACAAGCGUCCUCCCAUCCCUGAAACCAUACCUACCCCGCCUCCAAAAAGCUCUCCACACGCCCCUCGCUUCCGCCUCCCUCGCCCUACUCAUCCUAACCGGCGGUCUGGGUCUCCACCUCUCAGGCCAAACCCGACCAAUCGUCCUCAUCUACACCGCCAUAUCCAUCGCCGUAUUCCUCUUCAUCUUCAUCAUUCAGUCCUGCAUCCGGAAACGUGGAUCUGCAUAUUCCCGCGCUGAGAGGCGACAAAACCGCGGAACGGGCGAAGACAGCGAUGAGAUGGUCAUGCUGGGCAAGAUGGAGGAGCAAGGUAUGCCGUAUGGGCAUAGUGCGGAGCAGAAUGAUAGUAGAGAGUUUGGUGCUGAUGGACAGAGGCAGCAGCAGCAACAUGUGAGGAAUACGAGUCGCACGCAUUAUGGUGGUGGGACGAUGCCUGGUCCACAGUAUUUGCUUAAUAUGCAUCCGGGGGUGCCGGUGCAGGUUAGUCGCAUGUGA